This is a messenger RNA of Toxotes jaculatrix (banded archerfish), 3210 nucleotides long. RefSeq names its product target of EGR1, exonuclease (gene toe1). Gene Ontology annotation, biological process: snRNA 3'-end processing. The record is from RefSeq and is a predicted model, not a curated record. The transcript is spliced from 8 exons. Gene Ontology annotation, cellular component: Cajal body; cytoplasm. The coding region runs from base 275 to 1840 and encodes 521 amino acids. NCBI's taxonomy places the organism in Eukaryota, Metazoa, Chordata, Actinopteri, Toxotidae. Gene Ontology annotation, molecular function: 3'-5'-RNA exonuclease activity; metal ion binding; snRNA binding.
AGCACGUUGAAAUGUUUACGGUUGAGCCGCGCUUAGUUAUAUUCAGUGAGUGCUAAGAACUGUUAAAUAAUCCCAAUUACAAUAAUAACAAGGCUUAUGAAGAAAACAUAACACGUAAGCAGCAAGCUAGGCCUCUGCAUAGAGCAGCGGACAAUGCAAAACCUUUGCAAGUUAGUUAGCUAAGUUAGCCAGUACUGUAGUUAGCAUUGGUAACAGUUUCAGACGCGAAAUAGAGCUGUUAGCUUUCUACACAGCAAAUUACGUAGAAACAAACAUGGAAUCUUCACUGGUAGUUCCAGUCAUUGAUGUCCAGAAUGAUAAUUUCAAAGAGCUUUGGCCUGCCAUGGUAGUGGCCAUUAAAACGUCGUCCUUCGUUGCACUAGACACGGAGCUGAGUGGUCUUGGGAACAGGAAGUCCUUGCUGGCUGAAUCUAUAGAGGACAGAUAUAAAGCCAUAUGCCACGCAGCACGCUCUCGCUCCAUCCUCUCCCUGGGAAUUGCCUGCUACAAAAAACUGGACCACAAGGCUGCAGACACAUACCUGAUCCAGGUAUACAACCUCACCCUGCUGUGCUCAGAGGAGUAUAUCAUAGAGCCCCAGUCAGUCCAGUUCCUGGUGCAGCAUGGAUUUGACUUCAACAAACAGUAUGCUCGUGGAAUCCCGUACUGCAAGGGCAAUAAUAAGGGAGGAGCCGACGACCGGGGUGUCCACAUCAGGGCGUUAUUCACUGAACUGCUGCGUGCCAGGAAACCGCUGGUGCUCCACAACGGCCUCAUCGACAUGGCCUUCCUUUACCAGAGUUUUUAUGCUCAUCUGCCCGAGCGCCUGGCCACCUUCACAGCCGAUCUGUCGGAGAUGUUUCCUGCUGGCAUUUAUGACACCAAAUACGUCACUGAAUUUGAGCUCCGACUCACUGCCUCUUAUCUGGAGUAUGCUUAUAAAAAAUGUAAGCUGGAUAACAGCCGCAGUUUGACCUCUGGAGGGACCAGACGUCACGUUCAUGUAGAGUUCUGUCAGUAUGCCGGUCACAUGUCCAGCUAUGUGGACUUCAGGGUGUGUCCAGCUGUGGCUAUUCCUGAGGGACAGACUGACAUCUGCCAGCGCUUCUCUGCAUUUGGCUGGUGUCCAAACGGUACCCAAUGUCCAUUAUCCCAUGACACUGACCUGAUCAUCCUCCAGGAUGAGAAAGGCAAGGAGGACAAAAGAAAAAAGAGGAAGAGACACAGAGAGAAGAAGAAGGGUGGAGGAGGUGGAGGCUCUUCCGGUGCCCCUGAAAACAAAAUACCCCACAUGGAGGUGGAUCAAGAAGAAACACCAGAUGACCAGCAAAAGGUGACUGCCGAUCCAUUCCCAGGAAGUGGGCCUCUAAUGGACAGUGAUGGAAACUCCCAAGAGAACAUGAAAACAGACAGCGAGGGAAACGGAGUGCGUGAAGACAACUCAGACUCCAGAAACUCUGCAACAGUUGCCACAACUGAUGAGGACGCAAACACAAAAACCAGCACAGACGACGGAGGAGGACAGAAGUUUAGUGACCACUCAGCUGGGACCGAGGCUCAGAAGAAGUCGUCUGAGGGAGGAACGCACCGGGCAGGAUUUGAUGCCUUUAUGACGGGAUACAUCUUUGCCUACUCGUGUACUCUUGUUAAGAAGGAGAGAGCAGGAGCUGUAGAGGAGGAGGAGUGUAAGACGGACGAGCAGUCGUGGCUUCCUUCCUGUCUCAAUAAGGUUUACCUCAGCGGCAAGGCAGCUCCCCUCAACGUGGUCAAAAGCACCUUCUCCAAGUCGUCCAAAGCCCACAUACAGAAGAUGGAGAUGGUGUGGGGAGGGAAAAUUUAGUGUGCACACGUACACACAGCAGGACAGUUAUAGUUUAUACAAGCGGAAGUUCAUAAUUUAGGUUUUUAGCCAUUCUAGCAGCAUGGCUCUAUGGAUGGUAUUAUCUUUCCACCAUUUUGAUCCAGACAGAAAUAUCUCAAUAACUUUGAGAUGGAUUGCUGUGAAAUUUUCUUUGAUGGAUUGUUAGAAAUUUGGUAGAAACGUCCAUGUUCCCAUCAGGAUACAUUUUAAUGCCUUUGGUGAUCCCCUGACACCAUCAUCAGGUCAAAGUUUUAAUGUGUCCAAUAUAUCUUGGUUCCUGAUAAAAUACCUGCAAAACUAAGAUGGUGAAUCUGCCAAACACUAACAUGUAAGGACUUUCAUUGUGAGCAUCUUAGCAUUUAGCCCAGAACACCACGGUGCUUAAGUACAUCCUAAAAGAGGCACCAGCAUGGCUUUUUUCUUGGGGGGAAACAGUCUCGCACCGUGGUCACUUUAUGUUAAUGGAAAACAGAAAAUUAAUUGACAACUAUUGUGAUAAUCGAUUAUUCAUUUUAGUCAUUUUUAUGAAGCCGAGAUACCCAACAUUUGACAGUCUCACAUUCUCAAAUGCAAGGAUUUGUUACUUUACUUGGCCUUAGAUUAUACUAACUUUAAUAUUUUGGGGCUUUUUAUUCUGACCCAGCAAAAAAAAGACAAUUUGAUGAUCUCGCCUUAGUAUAAUGUGAUGAGUGUUUUUCACUUUUCUGAUGGGUUAUAUACCAAACGGUUUAUCAAGAAAAGAGCUGGUAGAUUUAUCAAUAAUAAAAAGAAUUGUUAAGUUUUUGCCCUAAUGGUUAAAAGAUACAGUCUGACAGCAUUUAAAGUCUAGCGGGAUAAAACAUGGGUUUUCAUCCGUGUUUAUUUUAUGCCCCCAUACUGUUUUUAUUUAUUCAGCAGUAUUCUCUGGGGUUUUGACCUUACUGAUCAAACUGUAACACUCAGAAAAUAGAGAAAAGACUGAAAGACAGAAAUUAAUGACUUAGCAUUGUAGAACCAGCAAUGCAGAGGAACCUUUUAAUUUAAUUAGCUACUGUGUCGUUGCAGACAGAUGAUGACUGAUACGUUAUCCCACAUUCCAUAUUUUGCAUAAAGACCUGUUUCUGAAGUCAAAUAAACUAUUGCUCUUUAACAGUUGCUAUUUUGACUUUCUUAUCCACAGGUAGUCAUUUAAUUUCCCAUUUGAAGGAAAAACCAUCUGGUCUUAGUAACAACAUCGUUUUUUUUUUCUGGUGCCGCCCUCGAGUCAAAUGUUUUCACUCCAUUUUUCUUUCUAUCCAACCUUUUUUUGUGGUGUAUAUUUAAUAUUACAUCCUCAGUCACCAGUAUGGCUACAGACUUCUAGCAUUAAA